Pseudoliparis swirei is the source of this 721-nucleotide messenger RNA. RefSeq names its product C-type lectin domain family 3, member A (gene clec3a). The record is from RefSeq and is a predicted model, not a curated record. The transcript has 3 exons. NCBI's taxonomy places the organism in Eukaryota, Metazoa, Chordata, Actinopteri, Perciformes, Liparidae. Bases 40 to 636 code for a protein of 198 amino acids.
CACUGUGUGCUGUCACUGUCGGAUCUACUGGCCUCAGACAUGGCACGUCUGGCCCUCACCCUCCUCAUCCUCCUUUGCUUCUCCUCGUUCCACUUCAGCUCCAGCGGUCCAUCUCGCACCAGGAAGGUUGUGUCGCCCCGUCAGCCUGGAGCUGCAGAAGAAGAUGACGUGAAGUCCCAGCUUGAGAGAUUGUGGCUGGAGGUGAACUCACUGAAGGAGAUGCAGGCGCUGCAGACAGUCUGUCUCCGUGGCAUCAAAGUUCAGAGGAAGUGUUAUCUAACAAUAGAGGAGACAAAACAUUACCAUGAAGCAAAUGAAGACUGCAUUGCACAAGGAGGAACUCUUGCCACGCCACGAGACAUGAUGGAAAACAAUGAACUAAGAGACUAUGCAAAGAGGAGCGCUCCUGGAUCCAAGGACUUCUGGAUCGGUGUCGCAGAUAUAGUGAAAGAAGGCCAGUAUGUUGAUGUCAACAGCCUGCCAGUCAGCUACUUCAACUGGGACCGCUCCAAGAAGCAGCCCACAGGAACGAAGAGGGAGAGCUGUGUUGCUCUUUCCGUAGUUGCACGAGGAAAGUGGUAUGAUGAGGUGUGUCGCAGCCUCAAAAACUACAUCUGUGAAUAUGUUAUUCCCUAAAGGCGACAAAUAGGUUGUUGACAACUUGAUAAUCAUUUAUGUUGGUUAUUCAUUAAAAAUGUGUUGUCAAAUAAUGGAAACACGA